CUGGAGUUAACGCAGUUUACUGGAAGUCAGAGUGAGAGCAAAAAAAAUGGUCAAAGUGGGACAGAACCAAGACCUGUUAUAAAAAAAAAAAAACACCACAAAUAUUUUCUUUAUCGAGGGUCCAGCCCAGCUGCAGUGGUUGAGACGUCGACCGAGGGCAAUUCUAGCUGCUGCUGAUCAGAGGAAGAGAUGGUAACCGACAAGAAUGAGUACACUCCCGUUCAGGGGACACCCUCUGCACCAUCGCUCCCCGGACAGCCUGCCUUUCCCAUCGGCUUUGACAACAUGAACAUGCCAGGCUCAAACAUGUACGGAGGCCCUGCUGUCCCUGGUGGUCUCCCUGGUCCCGGUGGCCUGCCUUAUCCUCCACCUACUGCCUUUGGACACAUUCCUCCUGGAGCUUUCGGGAUGAACCCCCAAAGCGACCCAGGGUAUGGACCAAAACCCUCUUCACCUUAUUCUCCACCAGGCCAGGGUGGGGUUGGAAACUUCAGUGAUGACAUUUACCAUCACGAGGAGGAACCACCACCGUUUCAUGAGAACCAAGACUUUGAUUUUGGACUAGAUAACAAGAGCAUUAGAAGAGCCUUUAUUCGAAAAGUGUUCUUAGUGUUGACCGCUCAGCUCUUGGUGACAUUUGCCUUUGUGGCCGUCUUCACCUUUGUGGAAGAAGUCAAGGUCUUUGUUCGGGUGAACACCUGGACUUAUCUGCUGUCCUACGGGAUAUUCUUUGUUUCAGUUUGCGUUAUCAGCUGCUGUGGAAGUGUUCGCCGAAGACAUCCUUGGAACCUGAUCGCACUCUCUGUCCUGACUCUGAGCAUGUCCUACAUGGUGGGAAUGAUCGCCAGCUUCCAUCAGACAGACAGUGUUAUCAUGGCCGUGGGCAUCACAGCAAUUGUGUGCUUCACAGUGGUGAUCUUCUCUCUGCAGACAAAGUACGACUUCACUUCCUGUCAUGGCGUGCUUUUCGUCUGUUUAAUCGUCCUGCUCCUCUUCGGCAUCCUCUGCAUCUUCAUCCGCAACAGAAUCUUGGACAUUGUGUAUGGUGGGCUGGGAGCUUUACUCUUCACCUGCUUCUUGGCAGUGGACACCCAGCUGCUGCUUGGCAACAAGGAACUGGCUCUGAGUCCAGAGGAAUACGUCUUUGCUGCUCUUAACCUGUACACAGACAUCAUCAACAUCUUCCUCUACAUUCUCGCCAUCAUUGGAAGAGCUAGGGGAAGUUAAACAGGAGGAACAAGAUGCAACAUUUGAAGGCAAAAAUGUUUAAGUUCAUGCUUAGAAGUAGUUUCCAUAUUCCUGAUUUCUAUCCUGUUCUGUAGUGUACACUGAUCACAUAGUUUGAUGAUUUUUUUUUUCUUCUCUUUGUAAAUUUUCUUUUCUAUAAUAAUAUAAAUAGAUGUUCUAUGCUGUGUUUGGAGUUUGGGGGGGCUUGUUAUUGAAGUUUUAUGAGGUGUAUGACUAUUGUACAAAUGUUUUGGUUUAGAAAAGUAUGUGCUAUGUCCGGGUUAAUCUCAGUAUACUGAGCUCAACAGCAGUUGUGUUUUGGUCUGUUGCAUUUUAGCACCUUUUAUGGGCCUAAACUACAAAAGAAAACAGGAAGUAGGCCAUGAGUGAGGAUUCUUUUUUCAAAAGAACUAUUUACAACUUCAAAAUUGACAAAACUUCACCUGUAAGCUAUUAGUAAUGAGCAGAGCUAAAAAGGACAUCAAAUGAAACUGAAACAGCUGCUGCCCUUGCAUGUAAACAAGCCAAUCUUCAUGACAACAGAGUAAACAACAUCAGCUGGUGAAGACAGCAAGAUGUGUUUGAAAGCUUUAGACAAAGAUUUUAAGUGAAACUUUUGGGGAUUUUUUGUCAAACUGCAAUUUUCAAGUUGAAAAAUAGUCUUUCUGAUUACCUAUAAAUGUUUCUUUUCUAAACUGGA
Messenger RNA from Cheilinus undulatus (humphead wrasse), 1927 nucleotides. It is a transcript of the gene grinab, whose product is annotated as glutamate receptor, ionotropic, N-methyl D-aspartate-associated protein 1b (glutamate binding). Gene Ontology annotation, cellular component: endoplasmic reticulum; membrane; Golgi apparatus. The transcript has 7 exons. The record is from RefSeq and is a predicted model, not a curated record. NCBI's taxonomy places the organism in Eukaryota, Metazoa, Chordata, Actinopteri, Labriformes, Labridae. Bases 190 to 1227 code for a protein of 345 amino acids. Gene Ontology annotation, biological process: negative regulation of apoptotic signaling pathway.